UCACAUUUCCAUUAUCACACGCCAAAAAAAAGUUUUGCUUACCGCUGAAGCGAAUCAAGAAACGUUUAAUACUUUGUUACAGAGAUUGAUGGAUCCUUGGGGCAGCGAAAUUGCCGAAGAAACUGUAGUUUCGCCUAAUUUUGAAGACGAUUUCACGCCCGCGCAGGACUCGGGAAAAUUAUCGGAUUCGGCCGAAUACUUGGCUAUUUUAGAGCGCAAAUUGAAAUCGAUUCGAGCUAAGAACAAGGUUGUGGAGGAUUUGGCGGCUUAUCGAGCGGACUGCAUCGAGCGGUUGAUGCGAGAGGGCUGCGACUUGGACCCCGUCAUCGGCGACACCGAGGAAGACCAGCUCAUUGAAGAAGAAGAACGUCAGUAAACCAAAACUGUAAGUAAUCAUGGCUUCAUCAUC
Molecule: messenger RNA, 409 nt
Organism: Cydia amplana
Lineage: Eukaryota; Metazoa; Arthropoda; Insecta; Lepidoptera; Tortricidae
Exons: 2
Coding region: 89-376 (95 amino acids)
Source: RefSeq, a predicted model, not a curated record